GUGGAGGGGAAGGGUCGAUCUGCAAUUUGUGCAAUCCGUGUCCCCUAGUCUACUCGGUACAUUUCAGAAGGAGGUAGAGAUAGGGUGAGGUACCCGGCAGUUUUGGCUCUCGCUUCUUCACUCGCCCUAUCUAUAGAUCUCUCCAUCUUUCGUAACCAUUAUCCCUUUUCCAAUCGUCGGUUGAUGAGUUUUUGGGUUUAGCGGAAUGCAUGUCUCACUGCUUCAUCAGUUUUGCCAUGAAGUUUACUAAUUUCUUCCCCUGACGGUUGCUGCUUGAGCUCGGACCGACCCCGCGUUCUCUUCCAUAGUCGUUUCUCAACAAGUUUCUACAGGGUAUACUGUGUCCGGUGUACGGACCCAGCCAAGAUGGCGCGUUUCUCCGAAGCAACCAAAUAUGCCAGGCUUCUGCAUGCCACGGCGGCACGAGUCUGAACAGCCUGGAGUUUGUCCUCCAACGUGCAGCGGGGAAGCGGCGGAGCAGCACAUCAUGACGCAGGUUGCCAGGACAGUUGCGUGGCUUGGGUCCAGGAGUUCUCCGCACCCUGAGCUCUCAAACUCGCCUUCUCGAAACGUCUUCGCCAGUCAAAAAGAUCCCGCAACCGUUCCGAGAACUGUGCCCGAAGUAAUCUCAACGACGCUCAACAUUCUCAUCCCAUCGUCAUUUUCUUUUCUUCCUAUCUGUCCUCCCGGAAGAUUCCUACUACUGUGUCCAUGCAUGUCCCCCACGUCAGCAAUCAACCCUCUCACCUCCUUCCCCUCGCCCACGUUUCCCAUGUAUCCUUAUCCCUUAUCUUCUCCCCCUGCGUAUCGCUCCACAGGUAUGUAUCUAAGUAAGGCACAGAACACCCCGUUCAACAACCUUCCUCCCGCAUGCACAUCCCAUAAUCGAUAUUGCCGUGCAUGGACGGAGUAUCCCCCCCCGACUCCGCAAUCUAUUCAACGUGUCACGGCCCAGGGGGUGCUGCAGACGGGGUAAUUUAGCGGGCAUGGGAGAGGUACAUGGUACAUGGUACAUAC
This is a messenger RNA of Westerdykella ornata, 1017 nucleotides long. RefSeq lists its product as uncharacterized. Lineage: Eukaryota; Fungi; Ascomycota; Dothideomycetes; Pleosporales; Sporormiaceae. The record is from RefSeq and is a predicted model, not a curated record. Bases 395 to 976 code for a protein of 193 amino acids. The transcript has a single exon.